UUCCAGCUGCAGAUAGCCCAGAAGCUUGGUCUGACUCUAGCUUGGCAAGUCUUCCCUCUCUUAUGUUGCCUUUCUUCUGCAAUAAUCGAAGCUCCACCUUCCCUGUGCACCGCACCCUUCGGCCAAGCUCGCAGGACUCCCCAAGUCCACCUAAAUUAUUGGAUGUUGUUGCUCUUCCCAGCAAAAGAUCUCUGCUUUCUUCCAGUGUUUCCAGUGUCUGUCAAAUCAAAAUUAGGAUGAUUACUAACAAGAUGAAGGUGAUCUUUAUGCUGAUUUUGGCCUCUCUGUAUUCUUGCAUUCAAUCUGUUCGUGAAGGAGAAGUGCUUUAUAACAUAAAGGUGCAGCUUCAAGAUAUUGAUAACCGGCUUUCUGCUUGGGCCAUGAAUCAAGUUACUCCAUGCAUAUGGAACAAUGUGCAGUGUGACAGUGACAAUAAUGUCAUUCGAGUGAUGCUGCCUUCAAUGGGAUUCAAGGGAACCCUGUCGCCUAUAGUUGGAGAACUUGUAUAUCUUGAAGUAUUGGAGCUCUCGGGUAACAAUAUAACAGGUAAUAUUCCUGGAGAGCUAGGAAACCUAUCAAGGUUGACGAGCCUGAAAUUACAGAAUAAUCAGUUUACUGGAGAGAUACCAGCAUCCCUUGGCAGGCUUCCUAAACUAAAAUUUAUGGAUUUAAGUGAAAAUAAUUUAAAUGGAAAAAUUCCUGAUUCCUUGUCAUCCCUUGGAAGCUUGACUGACAUUAAUCUUGCUUACAACAAACUCACUGGUGGUGUACCCAAGCAGCUAUAUCAAGUGACCAAAUUCAAUUUUACAGGUAAUAAUCUUAGUUGCGGUGCACACUUCUUGAAUCAAUGUGAAUCCGACUUACUUAAUCAAGGAGGAUCUCAUAAUUCAAAGAGAACAUUGUUGCUCGGAGGUAUUGGAGGAGGCAUAGGGCUCGUAUUUGUGACUGUUAUAUUUCUUCUUUGGAGAAGCAGGAAGAAGGAUUAUCUACAUGAUUUGUUUGUUGAUGUUGCAGGUGAAGCAGACCACAAAAUCGAAUUUGGACAAUUGAAGAGGUUUUCAUGGAGGGAAUUACAAAUUGCAACUGGUGACUUCAACGAGAAAAAUGUUCUUGGACAGGGUGGUUUCGGCAAGGUAUUCGUAGGAGUACUUUCAGACGAUUCCAAAGUAGCCAUAAAACGGCUAACUGAUCAUGGAAAUCGUGCUGGGGAAGAUGCUUUUUUACGUGAAGUUGACCUAAUAAGUGUUGCUGUUCACAAAAAUCUUUUGCGGUUGAUUGGUUUCUGUACGACACCUACAGAACGACUUCUUGUUUAUCCUUAUAUGCAAAAUUUGAGCGUUGCCUAUCAGUUACGAGAACUUAAACCUGGUGAGCCAGUGUUAGAUUGGCCAAGAAGGAAACAAGUGGCUAUGGGCACAGCACAUGGACUGGAAUACCUUCAUGAACAUUGCAAUCCCAAGAUUAUACACCGUGAUGUAAAAGCUGCAAAUAUCUUGCUUGAUGAGAACUUUGAAGCGGUUGUCGGUGACUUUGGCUUGGCCAAGUUGGUGGAUGUGAGGAAGACUUCGGUGACAACUCGAGUUCGGGGGACGAUGGGCCACAUAGCACCCGAGUAUCUUUCCACUGGAAAGUCCUCAAACAAAACAGAUGUUUUUGGUUACGGAAUCAUGCUCCUUGAGCUUGUCACAGGGCAGCGUGCUAUAGAUAUUUCGCUAUUGGAUGGAGAUGUGUUAUUACUUGACAAAGUGAAAAAGCUUUGGCGGGAAAAUCAACUCGAACUCAUUAUUGACCCCAACCUAGACAGGAAUUACGACAUUCUGGAAGUCGAAAAGUUGUUCCAAAUUGCUCUUCUAUGCACACAAGCAUCACCGGAAGACCGUCCGAUCAUGUCAGAUGUAAUCCGGAUGCUAGAAGGUGAAGGCUUGACGGAGCGGUGGGAGCAGUUGCAACAAGUUGAGGUGACUCAAAAGCAGGACUACCAGAGGAUACAAAAGAGAUUGAAUUGGGACGACGACACAUCGUAUAACCAGGAAGCUAUCGAAUUGUCUGGUGCAAGAUGAUGUGUGGAGACCUGUAACUACUAGGGUUUCCGCCAUCUCCGGUGCAACUCCAUGCGGGGUAGACCUUCAAUUUGAACUGACAAAGGUAACACCACUAACUUUAAACCUUGGAUUUAACAUUUGCAUAUAAUAUGGGGCUUUUCCUUCAGUUGUUACAUUUUGUUGCAUUUUCUAUUACAAAGGGAAAAUAUGGAGUCAUUCAAGUGAUUGACUUCUGUUGCUUACUCCAAGAAAGUUUUAAGUUCUUUGGCAAGAGAAGUCACAUAGCAAAACACAGCUUAACCAGGAAAAGCAACACAUGAUGACAUAGAAUUAUAUUAGCAUCUCCAAGUCCCCCAUUACCUCCACAGUUCUUGGGAUGUAAUCAAUACUUGUCUCACGGCAGAUUAAGCUGUACUAACUGGAUCAUAAUAUUAAGAAACAUGUUGAAUA
Messenger RNA from Musa acuminata AAA Group (dessert banana), 2492 nucleotides. RefSeq names its product LRR receptor kinase SERK2-like. Gene Ontology annotation, biological process: protein phosphorylation. The coding region runs from base 63 to 2060 and encodes 665 amino acids. Lineage: Eukaryota; Viridiplantae; Streptophyta; Magnoliopsida; Zingiberales; Musaceae. Gene Ontology annotation, molecular function: protein binding; protein kinase activity; ATP binding. The record is from RefSeq and is a predicted model, not a curated record. The transcript is spliced from 13 exons.